This is a messenger RNA of Gopherus evgoodei (Goodes thornscrub tortoise), 5418 nucleotides long. RefSeq names its product zinc finger protein 850-like. NCBI's taxonomy places the organism in Eukaryota, Metazoa, Chordata, Testudines, Testudinidae. Gene Ontology annotation, molecular function: DNA-binding transcription factor activity, RNA polymerase II-specific; RNA polymerase II cis-regulatory region sequence-specific DNA binding. The record is from RefSeq and is a predicted model, not a curated record. Gene Ontology annotation, biological process: regulation of transcription by RNA polymerase II. Bases 1366 to 3378 code for a protein of 670 amino acids. The transcript is spliced from 4 exons.
ACUUUCACUAUCGUGGUCAGGUGGUCUGUAAUAUAUCCCUACUGCUAUAUUCUUAUAAGAGCAUGGAACUACUAUCUAUAGCAAUUAUAUGGUACAGUUUAGUUCAUUUAAGAUUUUUACUUCAUUUGAUUCUUUGCUUUCUUUCAUAUAUAGUGCCACUCUCCCAUUUCGGUUCAAGUAUGAAAUACUGGUUUUGAACUGGUUUUUCAGUUCCAGUGUGAGUCCAGAUGGGCUAAUGAGAUCAGCAUCGGCCUGAUUGUCCCUGGGGCUGCAGGAGCAGCAUGGGGAGGCUCAGUCAUUAGCUGCCUCCAGCAGAGGUCUCUGGUGAUUGCUAAGUAAGAGAAGGCCAGUGUCAAUCUCUCUGCUCAGGAUUGUAGAGCCCUAGUGCUAGCUGAGUUUUCUGGGGCACAUGAUGCUGCCUCCAUUGUGCGCUGGGAGCAGCUGCUGGUCCCCAGCGGGGUCUGUGCUGGGACAGACCAUCAUUAAGCCCUUUUGUGCCAUCUGAUGGGGGACUUUUUCAUGUGGCUGGAACCAGCCCUUAGAGCAGACCUGGGCUCUGUUGAAGACUCCCCCAGGUCUCUCUCCUCACCUGGAAAGUGCUGGUGAUGGGCAGGAAAGUGACUGUGCACAAAUGGCCCAUCAUCACCCCAUCUGUGCUUCUGGGGAUCUGCAGAUCUGAGCUGCUUCCCUCAAUACGUUCUGUCUCACACUCCUGUUAGCAGUGGCAGUAGCUAUUAGAGAGGAAAGCCCACAGGAAUGGCAGGACAGUAACCAGUUCCUCCAUGCGGAAGUGAGAGUGAAAAGACUGGAAGGAGCAGCAGGAGCAAUAAAUGGGGAGGGAAGGUCCAGGCUCCCUGCCCUGCCCAGCUCCAUUUCCUGCAGCAUCUCAGGGCAGAUUGACUUUGCUGAGAAGAAGGUGAGGAGCAGGGAGAGGAAAAGCCAGUUCCUGCCUCUGCCUGGUCCCCAUGCUGCUGGGGGAAUGUGCUGCCCUGGGGACAGUGUCGGGGGGGAUCCCCCAAAAUGGCACAUUUGAUCCUGCUUAUUUCUGGGAUUUGUCUUAGAGGCUCAGUUACUGGGAGGGUGUAAAAAGUGUCUUGUGGGUUUAAUCCCGGUGGGAGGGGUCAGGUCUGUGUUGUAAUAAUGUAACUGAGGGUUUUCCCACCAUGGCGGAGUCUAAAGUGUCUGUCUGUAGGAAAAGAGCCUGGGGGGAAUCGGGGUGUGAAAUGGACUAAUGCUAAUUCAGAAGCCUCCCCAGUUGUCCUCCUUACCCUGACAGGCUGCAGAAUAAUGACCAUGUUUUGCUCUAGAUCAUCCCAUCUUUGUGGGGGACAGGGAAGCGAAAUCGAUGUGAUGGAUCCAGCUUAGAUGCUGGUGACAUUCGAGGAGGUGGCUGUGUAUUUCACUGAGGGGCAGGGGGCUCUGCUGGACCCCAGUCAGAGAGCCCUCUACAGGGAUGUCAUGCAGGAGAAUUAUGAGACUAUUACCUCACUGGGACUCCCCAUUCCCAAACCUGACCUAGUCGCCCGGCUAGAAGCAGGGGAAGAGCCAUGGCUCCCGGAUUUCCAGGCCUCCGAGGAAAGGAAGCUCCCAAGCACAGCAGGUGACAAGACAAAGAGUGAGAACGAGGAGGGGGAUCCACAGCAGAAAUGUCCUGAGCAAGUGGAGCUGCAGGGGACAUUUUUUAGAAGAGCUGAAGAGAAUUUUUCCCAGUGCUUGGAACAGAGAAAAGCCUGGAGUAAUUGGCAGAAGUCUGAGAGGAAGUUGGGAAACUGCCAAAGGAAGAACGUGGAUGAAUCAAUUGAAUGUGGGGGGGCAGGCAGGGAUCCCAAGGAAAUCACAGCCCAGCAGACAAAUCACAAGGAAAAGAAACCCUAUAAAUGCUUGGACUGUGGGAAAAGUUUCAGUCGGCGCUCCGUACUUACUAACCAUAAGAGAAUCCACACAGGAGACAGACUGUAUAAAUGCUUGGACUGUGGGAAAAGCUUCAGUCAGUGCUCAGGCCUUAUUAACCAUAGGAGAAUCCACACAGGAGAGAGACCCUAUAAAUGCCUGGACUGUGGGAAAAGCUUCAGUCAGCGCUCAGGCCUUAUUAACCAUGGUAAAAUCCACACUGGAGAGAGACCCUAUAAAUGCUUGGACUGUGGGAAAAGCUUCGAUCGGAGCUCAAAUCUUACUACCCAUCGGAGAGUACACACAGGAGAGAGACCGUAUAAGUGCCUUGAGUGUGGGAAAAGUUUUAGUCAGCUCUCGGGCCUUAUUAGCCAUGGGAGAAACCACACGGGGGAGAGACCAUAUAAAUGCCUUGAGUGUGGGAAAAGUUUUGGUGUACCAUCUUCCCUUAUUAUACAUCAGAGAACCCACACAGGAGAGAAACCCUAUAAAUGUUUGGACUGUGGGAAAAGCUUCAGUCAGCGCUCACGCCUUAUUAGCCAUGAGAUAAUCCACACGGGAGAAGGACCAUAUAAAUGCCUUGAGUGUGGGAAAAGUUUCAGUGCACCAUCCGUCCUUAUUAUACAUCAGAGGACCCACACAGGAGAGAAACCCUAUAAAUGCUUGGACUGUGGGAAAAGCUUCAGUCAGCGCUCAGUCCUCAUUACUCAUAGGAGGAUCCAUACAGGAGAGGGACCAUAUAAAUGUCUCGAGUGUGGGAAAAGUUUCAGUGUACCAUCAGCCCUUCUCAUACAUCAGAGGACCCACACGGGAGAGAAACCCUAUAAAUGCUUGGUCUGUGGGAAAAGCUUCAGUCGGAACUCACAUCUCAUUAGCCAUGGGAGAAUCCACACUGGAGAGGAACCAUAUAAAUGCUUGGACUGUGGGAAAAGCUUCAGUCAGCGCUCAGCCCUUAUUAACCAUGGGAGAAUACACACAGGAGAGGGACCAUAUAAAUGCCUUGAGUGUGGGAAAAAUUUCAGUGUACCAUCAGCCCUUCUUAUACACCAGAGAACCCACACAGGAGAGAGACCCUAUAAGUGUUUGGAGUGUGGGAAGAGCUUCAGUCAGCGCUCAGGCCUUAUUAGUCAUGGGAGAAUCCACACAGAAGAGAGACCCUAUAAAUGCUUGGACUGUGGAAAAAGCUUCAAACGGAGCUCAAAUCUUAUUAUUCAUCGGAGAUUGCACACAGGAGAGAGACCCUAUAAAUGCUUAGACUGUGGGAAAAGCUUCAGUCAACGCUCAGGCCUUAUUAGCCAUGGGAGAAUCCAUACGGGAGAAAGACCCUAUAAAUGUUCGGACUGUGGGAAAAGCUUCAGUCAGCGCUCAGUCCUUAUUAACCAUUUGAGAACCCACACAGGGGAGAGACCCUAUAAAUGCUCGGACUGUGGGAAAAGCUUCAAUCGGAGCUCAAAUCUUAUUACCCAUCGGAGAUUACACACAGGAUAGAGACUGUAAUAAUACCUUGAGUGUGGGAAAAACUUUGGUGAGAGCUCAAAUCAUCAGGACAGAAAUCAUAUAAGUGCCUCCACUGUGGGGUAAGUUUCAUUCAAAGAUCAAGCCUUGCUUCAUAUCAGAUACUCUACACAAGAGAGAAACCCCAUAGGUGCUUGGAUGAUGGGAAAAGCUUCAAUAACUGCAGGAAAAAAUUCAGUCUGAGCUCACACAUUAUUCCAUAUUCGAUAAUUCACAGAAGAAAGACCUUGAAUGUGAUGGAAGCUUCAUUUGGUGCUCACAUCAGAGACUUCUCCACAUAGGAGAUAAAUUCUCUCACUGCCUUGACUAGGGCUGGCCAUAGUAAAAACUCCAUUUCCCAAUUCCCACGCACCUCAGUGGCAUGUGGCUCCCAGGUAUCCAGCUGCCCAUGUCUGGGGGCAGGUUCCAGCAGCAGCUAACCUUGAGCUGUUCAGGGACCCCCUGGCUUUGCCUUGUUUAAGCAAACUGCAGGCUGAGGAGGAGAAGUACUGAUCAGCCCCUGCUGCAGCCCUGGCUGCUGAACUGUUGGGCCUUCCUGCCUCCUGCUAACCUGCUGGGGGAAGGGAGAGAGAAACUCCUAUAGAAGUUCCCUGUGCCUGGAUGAAAUUCUCCCAUCUCUCUUCCCUUCCCAGAUGUGAUGCCCCUUCCAUGGAGAUGAGGGAAGGGAUACUUGAGCCAGGCCCCACAUUCACUCUGGACACCUGUCCCCACUCCCCAUUUUCCAGCAGUCCCUGAGCUGGACUUCCCCACUUAUCUGGAGUUGGUCCCUGUGGGUGAGUGUCCCUGGAGAUUGGCAACUCUUCCCCUCCCUAAAUCCACUAAGGUGCUAGGUUCUGGGAGAUCAAAUGUGAAGGGACCAGGAGGGAUGGGUUUUGGGGAGGAAACUGGGGGAUUGUAUGGUUGAGGCUGGUGGAUGUGAGAUGCAGAGGGUGCUGGGGAAAUCAAAUGUUAGGGAUCAUGGGAUAAGAGAGAGUAAAGAGAAGAGAGCUGCUGCCUCUUACCACUCACUCCCUCUUUCCCUUUCUCUUCCCUCUCUGCAUUUGGAAAGCACCACUGAGAGGACUGAUUUCACAGGGUCCUUUGUGGAAUGCCUAAAGGUCUAAGGAUCCUGUUACCCCAAAAUUUGGACCCAAGGUGCCCUAAUAAUGGCCUCCCUAUAACUGCAAACCAGUUGUGAAUUUGGCCCAUCUCAAUGGGUGGCCUGCCGUAGAGGAAUUGCCUGUGUUUUAUCAUGGAGUGAGUCUCUAACCCUCAGCCGACUCCUCAGAACAGAUUAGUUCUGUUUACUCUGGGAGGAUAUGUAUACAGCCCUCCGCUCAAAGGAUUGACACUCAAGCAGUAAUCAUUUGAAAACAAAACAACAUUUAUUUAAACAAAUGAGUUAGUGUACUUGAUAAUUGUGAAAAUACAAUGCAACACAAGCUACAGUAGAGCGACACAAUAAACUACAUGACUCAUAGCAGAUACAGUGUUGCACAAUUCAGUACACAGACCAAUAUGUAUAAAGCUUUAAUACAAUGUUGCAAUAUUUUAUCAACCUAUUACAAUGUAACAUACAGAUCCCUUAUACAUAUGUAUAGAACAGCAUUACAAUAUUACAUGUUAAAUUACAUUAUUAAGUAAUAACAUUCUAUGAGUGGUGAUCAGUGAAUCAUAGAAUAGGUGGGGUAAAAUCCAUUCAGACGCAGGCAUCUAGCUUUAUUUACAAUCAUACCCCUGCAUUUCUUAUAAUCAAGAGAGGUUUCAGAGAGUUAUACAUACUUUCCUUUUUCUUAAAUCCUUCUGUCUGGUCUCGGUCAGGGCCGGCUUUAUUAACUGCGGGGCCUGAUUCAAAUACCCGGCAGCGGUCCGGGGCUUCGGCAGCACUUCAGCGGCAGCGCUCUGGGUCUUCCGUGGCACCACUGCUGAAAUGCUGCCGAAGACCACCAGAGCAGACCGCCUGCCGCCAGAAUGCCACUGAAAACCCCUGGAGCUGACCGUGGCUGGGUGAGUUUAAAAAAAAAAAAAAAAAAG